AUGAAACUUCAAGAAAUGACGAAAAAAUACGAAAAUGUUUGCAAUGAUUACCAACAGAUGAAAAGAAAACAGGAAAAUUUGGAAAAAUUGUAUCUGCAAGGUGAAAAUGUCAGGAAAAGGAUGAAACUAGAUCACAAGAAGGCAAUGAGAAAAUUGAAAACCAGAAUUGAAAUCCUUGAAACGGAAUCACUAAGUUCGAAGGUAACUGCCGUUACUUCUAAACUUUUUAAUACGGAUCAAAUAAAGUUUGUAAUGUGUGGAAAGAGUCGAGUGCGUGAAUGGUCGGCUAAAACUUUAACUGAUGCUUGUGCUCUAAAAUUUGCAUGUGGGAAUUCAGGCUAUGCUUAUUUACUUAGGAAAGGAUGGCCUUUACCAUCCUGUAGAACUAUAAGAAGAUCACUAGAAGGGUGGAAAUUUGAAAGUGGAAUUUCAGACGAGGUUUUUCAGUUUUUAAAAAUUAAGGCAGAUCAAUUUGAAUGCAAUUCGCACAGAGAUUGCGUUAUAGUUCUCGAUGAAAUGAGCAUAGCUUUGGACCAAAAGUACGAUUUAUCCACGGGCGAAAACAUCGGAAAUAUCACGUUGCCAAAUCAUUCGGGUCUUGCUACACAUGCGUUAGUUUUUAUGCUUGCCGGUAUUGCUCAUCGCUGGAAGCAAGUUGUUGGAUAUUAUUAUACGGGAAAUAUCGUGGAUGGCUCUACCUUCGCGCCGAUUAUUCUAAAAAUUAUCGAAAGAGCCGAAAAAAUCGGUCUACGUGUGCAUAGUGUAAUCUCGGACAUGGGUUCGGCAAAUCGGGCGAUGUGGAAAGUGUUCGGCAUUAACGCUAGUCGGUAUUCGAAAAUAAAUAACUCUUCCGAACAUCCGUGCGGUUGUAAGAGACGAUUGUUCUUCUUCCACGAUCCUCCUCAUGCUCUGAAAAAUUUCAAACAAGGCCUCUUUAACAAUAACUUUAUCACGAUUUCAAAAUCAUUUAUUGAGAAAUACAAUUUGGAAUCGGAUAAAGUUAGUGUACAGCAUUUUUUAGAAUUAAUAUCACAGCAAGAGACCCUUUUUUUUCAAACCAGCACCAAAGCUGAAACGUGA
Messenger RNA from Cyphomyrmex costatus, 1080 nucleotides. RefSeq lists its product as uncharacterized. The record is from RefSeq and is a predicted model, not a curated record. NCBI's taxonomy places the organism in Eukaryota, Metazoa, Arthropoda, Insecta, Hymenoptera, Formicidae. The transcript has a single exon. Bases 1 to 1080 code for a protein of 359 amino acids.